UAACACAUAGGCCAGUUGGUGCUCAGAGACACGGAGCAGCUUCCUGUGGCUUACUGGAGGCUGAUAUGAUAAGGUGUGGGGGGAGUAAUGACACAUUUACACAUUGCUAUGACACAUUAAAGGCUUGGGAAAACUGGAAAAGAGCUCUUUGUAGUUCUGCUGUUCAAACAUCUUCAAUAAUAAUAAUUUCAAUUUGAUGGCGGGCUAUUUUGCAUAGAAAACAUCCUGCUUCAAACCUGCUCAUUCAGAAUCGUGGCUUUAAAUAACUGAAAUGAAUGUCAUUUACCUACCAAUAGGCUACGGGCUGUGGCUGCUAGGCUGCCAGUGUGUCUUCUAGAGGUGUUGAAUUGGUACCUAGGGCUAGUUUAGGGCAGAGCCUUCCUAGGAAACAGCUCAGGCUCACCGCUACACAUGUUAUUUAUUCAGGGGACAAAGGGUGUCCUGUUCAUGGUGAUCCUGAGUGCCCUGCUUCCCUCACCACAGAGCAGCAGCAUAUUUCCAACCCCGCUCUGACGGCCCUGGUCUGCUACACCUACUCUCUAUCCACACACAUUCACUCCACCUCUAUCCACCCACCUUCUCUCCACCUCUAUCCACCCACCUUAACUCCACCUCUAUCCACCCACAUUCACUCCACCUCUAUCCACACACAUUCACUCCACCUCUAUCCACACACAUUCACUCCACCUCUAUCCACCUCUAUCCACCCACCUUCUCUCCACCUCUAUCCACCCACCUUCUCUCCACCUCUAUCCACCCACCUUCUCUCCACCUCUAUCCACCCACCUUCUCUCCACCUCUAUCCACCCACCUUCACUCCACCUCUAUCCACCCACAUUCACUCCACCUCUAUCCACACACAUUCACUCCACCUCUAUCCACCCACCUUCUCUCCACCUCUAUCCACCCACCUUCUCUCCACCUCUAUCCACCCACCUUCACUCCACCUCUAUCCACCCACCUUCACUCCACCUUCAUCUACCCACCUUUACUCCACCUCUAUCCACCCACCUUCACUCCACCUCUAUCCACCCACCUUCACUCCACCUUCAUCUACCCACCUUUACUCCACCUCUAUCCACCCACCUUCACUCCACCUCUGUCCACCCACCUUCACUCCACCUCUAUCCACCCACCUUCACUCCACCUCUGUCCACCCACCUUCACUCAACCUCUGUCCACCCACCUUCAUCCACCCACCUUCACUCCACCCCUGUGUACUCUAGUAACAACAAUUAACCUGUGUGCCAGAGUCAAUGACAUUGCUGGGAUUGUAAGUAUUGCUUGAUAAGAUUCAGGUUUAGCUCUUUGUGUUCAAUGUGUUUGUUCUGUUUUGUGUGUGGGGUAGUGUACAUAUAAUGUAAUGUAUUAAGGACUUUCCGUGUACUGAUCUCGGGAACAACAAGUCACUGAAACGUUAGUAUCCUGCCACCCCAGAUUUUUCUCAAUUUUUUAGUUAACGAUUUUGGGCACAAAUCUAAUGGCAUUUCCCAAUGGUCCAUUUUCUCAUUUGGUCAUGGAAAAAUGCUAAACGGAGGAAGGGUUGGAAAAGCAAAUGAAAAUCAGGAAAGAUGAGUGGAGCUGAAGACCUGCAGGACUUGUGAGAUGAUUGGUAGACCAUUGUCAUGUUAUCUUUUAUCUUACCGUUCAUAGGAAAAACACUUUUGUCCAAGUCUCAUCAUGUAUCCAAAAGUCCAUAAUUUUUUUUAUAGAACACAUGUUGUAACAGAUUAUAUUGAGCUUUUAAACCUCCAAUUACAAGUAUUCAGACCCCUUGACUUUUUCAACAUUUUGUUAUGUUACAGCCUUAUUCUUAAAUGUAUUAAAUUGUUUUUCUUCCUCAUCAACCUACACACAAUACCCCAUAAUGACAAAGCAAAAACAGGUUUUUAGAUAUUUUUUUUGCAAAAAAAAAAAAAAAAAACAACAAAUAAUGAAAUAUUACAUUUACAUAAGUAUUCAGACCCUUUACUCAGUACUUUGUUGAAGCACCUUUGGCAGCGAUUACAGCCUCGAGUCUUCUUGGGUAUGACGCUACAAGCUUGGCACACCUGUAUUUGGGGAGUGUCUCCCAUUCUUCUCUGCAGAUCCUCUGAAGCUCUGUCAGGUUGGAUGGGGAGUGUCGCUGCACAGCUAUUUUCAGGUCUCUCCAGAGAUGUUCGAUCAGUUUCAAGUCCGGACUCUGGCUGGGCUACUCAAGGACAUUCAGAGACUUGUCCCGAAGCCACUCCUGCGUUGUCUUGGCUGUGUGGUUAGGGUCGUUGUCCUGUUGGAAGGUGAACCUUCACCUCAGUCUAAGGUCCUGAGCGCAGGUUUUCACCUGAUUGGUGGCAGUGCUUUAGAGACGGUUGUCCUUCUGGAAGGUUCUCACAUCUCCACGGAGGAACUCUGGAGCUCUGUCAGAGUUACCAUCGGGUUCUUGGUCACCUGGUGGUUCCAAAACGUUUUUUGGUAUCCUUCCUCAGAUCUGUGCCUCGACACAAUCCUGUCUCGGAGCUCUACGGACAAUUCCUUCGACUUCAUGGCUUGGUUUUUGCUCUAACAUGCUCUGUCAACUGUGGGACCUUAUACAGUAUAUACAGGUGUGUGCCUUUCCAAAUCAUGUACAAUUAAUUGAUUUUACAACAGGUGGACUACAAUCAAGUUAUAGAAACAUCUCAAGGAUGAUCAAUCCAUUUUGAGUCUCAUAGCAAAGGGUCUGAAUACUUAUGUAAAUAAGGUAUUUCUGUUUUUUAUUUUUAAAACAUUUGCCAACAUUUUCUUUAUUUUAUUUGAGCAAAAAAGUCUAAAACCCUGUUUUUUCUAAUUUAAUCAAUUUUAGGACAAGGCUGUAAUGUAACAAAAUGUGGAAAAAGUCAAGGGGUCUGAAUACUUUCCGAAUGCACUGUAUGUAAGAAUGCUGUUCAUUGACUAUAGCUCAGCCUUCAACACCAUAGUACCCUCCAAGCUCAUCAUUAAGCUCGGGUCCUUGGGUCUGAACCCCGUCCUGUGCAACUGGGUCCUGGACUUCCUGACGGGCCGCCCCACAGGUGGUGAUGGUAGGAAACAACACCUCCACUUCGCUGAUCCUCAACACUGGGGCCCCACAAGGGUGCAUGCUCAGCCCCCUCCUGUACUCCCUGUUCAUCCAUGACUGCCUGGCCACGCACGCCUCCAACUCAAUCAUCAAGUUUGCAGACGACACAACAGUACUAUGCCUGAUUACCAACAAUGUUCGAGACAGCCUACAGGGAGGAGGUGAGGGCCCUGGCGGAGUGGUGCCAGGAAAAUAACCUCUCCCUCAACAUCAACAAAACGAAAGAGCUGAUCGUGGACUUCAGAAAACAGCAGAGGGAGCACGCCCCUAUCUACAUCGACGGGACCGCAGUGGAGAAGGUGGAAAGCUUCAAGUUCCUCGGCAUACACAUCACUGACAAUCUGAAAUGGUCCACCCACACAGACAGUGUGGUGAAGAAGGUGCAACAGCAGCUUGAGCUUGGCCCCUAAGACCCUCACAAACUUUUACAGAUGCACAAUUGAGAGCAUCCUGUCGGGCUGUAUCACAGCCUGGUAGGGCAACUGCAGGGCUCUUCAGAGGGUGGUGCAGUCUGCCCAACGCAUCAUCGGGGGCACACUGCCUGCCCUCCAGGACACCUACAGCACCCGAUGUCACAGGAAGGCCAAAAAGAUCAUCAAGGACACCAACCACACAAGCCACUGCCUGUUCACCCCGCUAUCAUCCAGAAGGCGAGGUCAGUACAGGUGCAUCAAAUCUGGGACAGAGAGACUGAAAAACAGCUUCUAUCUCAAGGCCAUCAGACUGUUAAAUAGCCAUCCCUAGCCGGCUACCACCCGGUUAUUCAACCCUGCACCUUAGAGGCUGCUGGCCCAUAUACAUAGACAUGGAAUCACUGGUCACUUUAAUAAUGUUUACAUACUGCUUUACUCAUUUUAGUCAAUACCACUCUGACAUUGGUCCUAAUAUUUCUAUAUUUCUUAAUUCCAUUCUUUUACUUUUAGAUUUCAGUGUAUUGUUGUGAAUUGUUAGAUACUACUGUGCUGUUGGAGCUAGGAACACAAGCAUUUCACUACACCCCCAAUAACAUCUGCUAAAUAUGUGUAUGUGACCAAUCAAAUGUGAUUUAAUUUGAUUGUAUGCUUGGAUUUCAUUUUCACCCAAAACAUGUUUGACAGUAGCCAAUGACAAGUUAUGUGAAUGUGGGAGUAAUAUUUGGCAUUCUUUUUUGACAGAUUCCAUCUAACUUUCCCAAGGCCUGUUAUCACAUACUACUGGCCACAGUGAAACCAUCACCUUGGAUGACCUUUCUAUGAUGACCUUAUGUGACUUGGCUUGAAUUUACUGAAAUGGCAACUAGCCUGAUAAACUGUUGACAACUGAACGGACAACUUUACUGAAAUGACUCUUUCAUGCCACAGAAUCUGGUUGCUCGUUUCAGUUUUUUUUCUAAAGAAGCCUCAGGAUAUAAUUUAGGUGCUAUCUCAUGUUUCUUUCAGGAAUUCUAAUAUUAGCCUAUUAAACAUUUUUUCCGACUUUAUUUCCGAACCCUUCAACUCUUCGCCUCUAGUCUGAGUCUAGACUGAGACUACAAUCCUCACAGUCUCCAAGUUGCUGGUUUAUCAUUUAAAACAUUUUCUUAGAAAUUCUUAAAUUGCCACAGGGGCAGUGCUUGUGUACAUGAGUUUCUUUUGAUCUUCUGGCUGUAUCACCCUCUCUCUGGGUGAUGAGGUACAGCAGAUCUCUCUCACUCCUUCGUAAUGUAGCAUUGUCCACGAUUUACCCAGUUUCAUCAGUUCUGCUUGACUGCUUAAAGCUUGUCGUCUACACUUAGAUAAAAAGGGAUCCAAAAUGGUUCUUCGGCUGUCCCAAUAGGAUAACCCUUUUUGGUUCCAGGUAGAACCCUUUUGGGUUCCAGGUAGAACCCCUUUGGGUUCCAUGAAGAACCCUCUGUAGAAAGGCUUCUACAUGGAACCCAAAAGGGUUCUACCUGCAACCAAAAAGGGUUUUUACAAAGGGUUCUCCUUUUAAGGUUCUAGAUUUUCUAAGAGUGUAGUUAGACAAACAAAUUCACAGCAUGGCCAAGCUAUAGGCCUACCUCAGGUAUAUUACUAUAUCAUUUAUCAUUGACUUCCAUGCAUUUGUAUGAACUUCGAAGGAAGUGUAUGAAUAAACAAUGUUAUCAAUUGAAAACGAGGGUUGGUUCUUAGUGAACGCAUGCCUCCUGGCAGGAAUGUUGCUCUCUGUGAAAGGACAUGUAACAAAGCAAUGAGCGUAGGGGUUGAAUGCAUGAAUACCAAACAUGUUCUCACACACACACAUUCUGAAUUGAAAUAUCACUCUCCACCUUUCGCUCUGUUCGUGUUACAUUUGUGUUAGUGGGUCGGAGUGCGGAGCCCAUGCGUUUGUGUGCAUACAGGACCAAGUAUGUACACAGGGAGUGGACUCAGAAUUCUUCCUUAAUCUACAGACAAAGGGAGAAAAGGGCCUUGUCUUUGACUCUUAUUGCCAAGCGCUCUAUAGACUGUUCCUAUUUAAAUAAAUGGAGUGUGAAGUUGUGAACUGGCAGAGGGGUGGAUAUCUCAGCACAGCUAACUGCACAACUAGCAGUACAGGCUACAAUCCAGUGGGUCUUGGACAUGCAGUACUGUGGUGAGAAUGGCUCCCUCUCCUCCUUGCAGAAAUGUGCUAGUAUGUAGAAAAUGUCCUGUAUUUGUAUUCUGUAAAUAAAGUGCUUAGAGCUGAUAGACAAAUCUACUCUGUCUUUAGAUGUUGAUCGUGUUCCCCUCUCUUUUGUUUCAACCGAACCCCCUAGCACAGGAUGAAGGGUCGGACAGACGCCCCACGCGAUAGGUGAGUGUCUACCUUUUUACUGAUUUGAGAGUCAUGAUUCGUUUUUCUGAGUGACUCCUUAAUUUUAGUCGUUCGUUUGAACUGCAUGAUCGGAAAAUAGAUCAUGCUGCAGACUGCAUAGAGAAGAAAAAUAUGUUUAGAACUAUAAUUGAUCGCAUGGUGCAAGAAUGAAUGCAAUUAAUUGAUUAUUGAAUUUAAUGAUGGACACCGCUUUGUAGAACCAAAACAUACACAGCCUCUGCUCAACAAACUCGAACACAAGAACGAAUAGUUUGGGGGUCUGCAGUUCGCGAACAAUAUUGUGCUUAUCACCCUCACGGCAGUCAAGUAAUGCAUUUCUGAAAAGGGACUCUGUACUGUUUUUCAACCUAUGAAAGUAGUGACUAGAUUACAUUUCCAAUGUACUUUUAUAAAAUCCACUAAUGAUCCCUGGCUGGUAGCACUUUAUUUCACGGUACAUAAAUUACUUGCUAUUUAUAAAGAAAUGACACGGUAAAUACACAUCAAUAACCUAUGAAUGACUUGUUUGUUUCUAAUCUUUUCCUCCCCAGGGGCUGGUUGGUGGGGAUCAUCUUCUUCAUCCUCGGUGUCGGGACGCUGCUACCAUGGAACUUCUUCAUGACCGCCUCCAUGGUAAACCUAUCAUCCAUCUAUAACCACAGGUCCAGGAUCAGAUAGUUAUUCAACCCCUUAAAGGCUACAGUUAGGCUAUAGGGUAGAUCUGAUGCUAGAUCGGUUGUUUUGGGAAACUUUAGACGGAUCUAGGAUCAGAUCUACUUUGGCUCAGGUUCAACACUGUAUCAUACAAACACACAAAGUAGAACAUUGGCUUCUUAGGGAAUUAACUUGAAAAGUAAGUUGUUUUUGAAAACUGUUAUUUUACCCGGUAAGUUGACUGAGAACACAUUCUCAUUAACAGCAACGACCUGGGGAAUAGUGACAGGGGAGAGGAGCCAAUUGGAAGCUGGGGAUGAUUAGGUGUCCUUGAUGGUCAGAUUGGGAAUUUAGCCAGGACAACGGGGUUAACAACCUUACUCUUACGAUAAGUGCCAUGGGAUCUUUAGUGACCACAGAGAGUCAGGACACCCAUUUAACAUCCCCAAUCACUGCCCUGGGGCAUUGGGAUAUAUAUAUUUCAUUUUUUUUUUACCAGAGAAAAGAGUGCCUCUUACUAGCCCUCCAACACCACUUCCAGCAUCAUCUGGUCUCCCAUCCAGGACCAACCCUGCUUAGCUUCAGAGGCAAGCCAGCAGUGCGAUGCAGGGUGGUAUGCAGUUAGCCCUAAGUGUCCGAUGCUGUUUGUAUGUGUGUUUACGUAACUGUACAGUACCAGUCAAAAGUUUGGACACACCUACUCAUUCAAGGGUUUUUCUUUAUUUUACACAUUGUAGAAUAAUAGUGAAGACAUCAAAACUAUGAAAUAACACAUAUGGAAUCAUGUAGUAACCAAAAAAUUGUUUAAAAAAAUACAUUUUAUAUUUGAGAUUCUUCAAUUAGCCAACCUUUGCCUUGAUGACAGCUUUGCACACUCUUGGCAUUCUCUCAACCAGCUUCAUGAGGUAGUCACCUGGAAUGCAUUUCUGUAGCUCAGCUGGUAGAGCACGGCGCUUGUAACGCCAGGGUAGUGGGUUCGAUCUCCGGGACCACCCAUACACAAAAAACAUAUGCACGCAUGACUGUAAGUCGCUUUAGAUAAAAGCGUCUGCUAAAUGGUAUAUUAAUUAACAGGUAUGCCUUCUUAAAAGUUAAUUUGUGGAAUGUAUUUCCUUCUUAAUGCGUUUGAGCCAAUCAGUUGUGUUGUGACAAGAUCUUAACCAGAGCGACUUACAGGAGCAAUUAGGGUUAAGUGCCUUGCUCAAGGGCACAUUAACGUCAUUUAGCAGACGCUCUUAGCCAGAGCGACUCACAAAUUGGUGCGUUCACCCUAUAGCCAGUGGGAUAACCACUUUACAAUUUGGGGGGGGGGGGGGGGGGGUUAGAAGGAAUACUUUAUCCUAUCCCAGGUAUUCCUUAAAGAGGUGGGGUUUCAAAUGUCUCCGGAAGGUGGUGAGUGACUCCGCUGUCCUGGCGUCGUGAGGGAGCUUGUUCCACCAUUGGGGUGCCAGAGCAGCGAACAGUUUUGACUGGGCUGAGCGGGAGCUGUGCUUCCGCAGAGGAAGGGGAGCCAGCAGGCCAGAGGUGGAUGAACGCAAUGUCCUCGUUUGGGUGUAGGGACUGAUCAGACCCUGAAGGUACAGAGGUGCCGUUCCCCUCACUGCUCCAUAGGCAAGCACCAUGGUCUUGUAGCGGAUGCGAGCUUCAACUGGAAGCCAGUGGAGUGUGCGGAGGAGGGGGGUAAAGUGAGGAGACUUGGGAAGGUUGAACACCAGACGGGCUGCGGCAUUCUGGAUGAGUUGUAGGGGUUUAAUGGCACAGGCAGGGAGCCAGCCAACAGCGAGUUGCAGUAUUCCAGACGGGAGAUGACAAGUGCCUGGACCAGGACCUGCGCCGCUUCCUGUGUAGGCAGGGUCGCACUCUCCGAAUGUUGUAGAGCAUGAACCUGCAGGAGCGGGUCACCGCCUUGAUGUUGGCGGAGAACGACAGGGUGUUGUCCAGGGUCACGCCUAGGCUCUUCGCACUCUGGGAGGAGGACACAGCGGAGUUGUCAACCGUGAUGGCGAGAUCAUGGAACGGGCAGUCCUUCCCCGGGAGGAAGGUAGGAGGGGUAUACGGAAGAUAGUCCUAUUUGGUAAUAGACUAAGUCCAUAUUAUGACAAGAACAGCUCAAAUAAGCAAAGAGAAACGACAGUCCAUCAUUACUUUAAGACAUGAAGGUCAGUCAAUACGGAAAAUGUCAAGAACUUUGAACGUUUCUUCAAGUGCAGUCGCAAAAACCAUCAAGCGCUAUAAUGAAACUGGCUCUCAUGAGGACCGCCACAGGAUAGGAGGACCCAGAGUUACCUCUGCUGCAGAGGAUAAGUUCAUUAGUUACCAGCCUCAGAAAUUGCAGCCCAAAUAAAUGCUUCACGGAGUUCAUGUAACAGACACAUCUCAACAUCAACUGUUAAGAGGGGACUGUGUGAAUCAGACCUUCGUGGUCGAAUUGCUGCAAAGAAACCACUACUAAAGUACACCAAUAAGAAGAAGAGACCUGCUUGGGCCAAGAAACACGAGCAAUGGACAUUAGACCGGUGGAAAUUUGUCCUUUGGUCUGGAGUUAAAAUUUGAGAUUUUUGGUUCAAACCGCUGUGUCUUUGUGAGACGCAGUGUGGGUGAACGGAUGAUCUCCGCAUGUGUAGUUCCCACCGUAAAGCAUGGAGGAGGAGGUGUUAUGGUGUGGGGGUGCUUUGCUGGUGACACCGUCUGUGAUUUAUUUAGAAUUCAAGGCACACUUAACCAGCAUGGCUACCACAGCAUUCUGCAGCGAUACGCCAUCCAAUCUGGUUUGGGCUUAGUGGGACUAUCAUUUGUUUUUCAACAGGACAAUGACCCAACACACCUCCAGGCUGUGUAAGGGCUAUUUUACCAAGAAGGAGAGUGAUGGAGUGCUGCAUCAGAUGACCUGGCCUCCACAAUCCCCUGGCCUCAACCCAUUUGAGAUGGUUUGGGAUGAGUCGGAUGGCAGAGUGAAGGAAAAGCAGCCAACAAGUGCUCAGCAUAUGUGGGAACUCCUUCAAGACUGUUGGAAAAGCAUUCCGCGUGAAGCUGGUUGAGAGAAUGCCAAGAGUGUGCAAAGUUGUCAUCAAGGCAAAGGGUGGCUAUUUGAAGAAUCUCAAAUAUAAAACAUAUUUUGAUUUGUUUAACACUUUUUUUGGUUAAUACAUGAUUUCAUAUGUGUUAUUUCAUAGUUUUGAUGUCUUCAAUAUUAUUCUACAAUGUAAGAAAUAGUAAAAAUAAAGAAAAACCCUUGAAUGAGUAGGUGUGUCCAAACGUUUGACUGGUACUGUAUGUGUGGCAGGUGGCAGGUAGCAUUGUGGUUAACAGCAUUGGGCCGGCAACCGAUGCUGGUUCGAAUCCCAGUCGACUAGCUUAAAAAUCUGUUGAUAUGCACUUGAGCAAGGCACUUCACCCUAAUUGAUCAUGUAAGUCGCUUUGGAUAAGAGCGUCUGCUAAAUAACUAAAAUGUAAAUGGGUAAUGUACAUGUAAUCAGUUACUUCCCAACCCUGGUGACUGGCCACCUGGUGUUUUCUAGGUCACUAGGUACCGGUAUGUUGAAGUUAACCGCUCGCUGUGUGGUUAGAGGCCCCCUUAACUCUAAAACAUAACAUGAAUGUUCCACGUAGCUGUGUGGUCAACCAUGUGACCAGGUUGUGUGUGUACAGACUCUUAGGCCUAGCUCUCUGAACAUUAAAACGUCAAACCCCACAACAUUCCCCUAGGGUAAGCUUUGAUUCUUGGUAUACCCUACACUUCUGUAUAACUACUUAAGGAAUAGGCCUAUUUGUAUUGGAACGAGUGACUUGUGACAAACAACAUCGUAUUUUUAAUUUUUAGUGAUCCAAUUGACAUUUUAGUCAUUUAGCAGACGCUCUUAUCCCGAGCGAUUUACAAUUAGUGAGUGCAUACAUUUUUCAUACUGGCCCCCCGUGGGAAAAAAUGUAUUGAUUGUUAAUGUAAACUAAACUGGGUAGUCUCAUGCGUCUUGUGUGGCUCAGUUGGUAGCGCAAACGCCAGGAUCGUGGGAUCGAUUCCUGCUGGGGCCACCUAAACCAACAUUUGGUUGAAAGGGAAAGGGGGAUACCUGGUCAGUUGCACAACUGAAUGCAUUCAACUGAAAUGUGUCUUCCGCAUUUAACCCAACCCCUCUGAAUCAGAGAGGUGCGGGGGGCUGCCUUAAUCGACAUCCAUGUCAUCGGUGCCCGGGGAACAGUGGGUUAACCGCCUUGCUCAGGGACAGAAUGACAAAAUGGCAAAUAUGAUUAUUUAUCUCUGUCUCUUCUGUCAUUUAGUAUUUCAACAGCCGCCUCAACAAGACCGAACGGAGCAACGGCACGGUGGUCUCCAACAAAGAGUACUACUUCAACAACUGGAUGACUCUGUUGUCCCAGCUCCCCCUGCUGCUCUGCACUCUGCUCAACUCUUUCUUCUAUCAGCGGUGAGACAACACUUCUUCUCUCAGGUUUACAAGUCAUCCAAAUGCCCUUCCAAGCAACACCCUUCUAUUGAACACUUGGCUGAUGAUCUAGUGUGUGUGUAAACAACCCUUUUGAGUUGGCCAUUUUAUUCAACUGCAAAAAGGUGCAAAAAAACCUAUUUGCUUUGCAAUACAGUGGAUUUUAGGGGGGCUUUACUUUAUAGAAAAAUAUGUCAUACUCUGUAUGUGUAACUUGCUACGCUCUAAUCCAGUGAGAUUGAGAACUAACGUUUUGUGUGUUUGUGCGUAGGAUAUCAGAGAUGGUGCGGAUAGCGGGUAGCCUGGUCUUCAUUUUCAUCCUCUUCAUCCUCACUGCCAUCCUGGUCAAGAUCCCGAUGGAGGAGGACCGCUUCUUCUCUGUUACCAUGGCUACCAUCUGGUUCAUCAACUGUGAGUAGGACAUGAUUUUGUGGGUGGGUGGGUGGGUGGGUGGGGGGAGAAUCAUUGUGUGUGUGGCUGAGUAAGGUGUGUGUUUGACUGGGUAUUGUGUGGUUGGUGGCGGGGGGGAAUCAGGUUGUAUGUGUGGGUGGAAUUGUGUGUAUGUGUGUGUCUGAGUAAGAUGUGUGUGUGUGACUGGGUGUUGUGUGUGUGUGUGUGCACGCUAUAUCAAUAACUCUCUCUCUCUCUCUCUCUCUCUCUCUCUCUCUCUCUCUCUCUCUCUCUCUCUCUCUCUCUCUCUCUCUCUCUCUCUCUCUCCUCUCUCUCUCUCUCUCUCUCUCUCUCUGUCUCUGUCUCUGUCUCUGUCUCUCUCUCUGUGUCUCUCUCUCUUUCUCUCUCUCUCUCUCGCUCUCUCUCUCUCUCUCUCUCUCUCUCACUCUAUCCUUAUAGCGUUUGGAGCGGUGUUACAGGGCAGUCUGUUUGGCCUGGUGGGUCUGCUGCCUCAGAAGUACAGUGCUGUGUUCAUGAGUGGCCAGGGGUUGGCCGGCACCUUCGCUGCUAUCGCCAUGCUGGUCUCCAUAGCCAGUGAGUCACACACACAAAUAAAUAUCUAGAACCCACAAAUAUACAAAGAACUACUUGGAAAGAAACAUGCACAACUCACGUCAGAGAUGCUCAGUGGCUGAAUUAUUCCAAAAUCAUGGUAAUUAAUAUGGAGUUGGUCCCCCUCUUGCUGCUAUAACAGCCUCCACUCUUCUGGGAAGGCUUUCAACUACAUGUUGGAACAUUGCUGCAGGGACUUGCUUCCAUUCAGCCACAAGAGCAUUAGUGAGGUAGGGCACUGAUGUUGGACGAUUAGGCCUGGCUCGCUGUCUGCGUUCCAAUUAAUCCCAAAGGUGUUCGAUGGAGUUGAGGUCAGGGCUCUGUGCAGGCUAGUCAAGUUCUUCCACACCGAACUCAACAAACCAUUUCUAAAAGGACCUCAUUUUGUGCACGGGGGCAUUGUCAUGCUGAAACAUGAAAGGGCCUUCCCCAAACUGUUGCCACAAAGUUGGAAGCACAGAAUCGUCUAGAAAAUAAUUGUAUGCUGUAGUGUUAAGAUUUCCCUUCACUGGAACUAAGGGGCCUAGACUGAACCAUGAAAAACCGCCCCAGACCAUUAUUCCUCCUUCACCAAACUUUACAGUUGGCACUAUGCAUUCGAGCAGGUAGCGUUCUCCUGGCAUCCGCCAAACCCAGAUUCAUCCGUCCGAAGUCCAGAUGGUCAAAUCAAAUCAAAUUUUAUUUUUCACUUGUGCCGAAUACAACAGGUGUAGACCUUACCGUGAAAUGCUUACUUACAAGCCCAUUAACCAACAAUGCAGUUCAAAAUAUUUACUAAAUAAACUAAAGUAAUUUUUUAAAUAAAAAGUAACACAAUAACAUAACAGUAACAAGGCUAUAUACAGGGGGUACAGUUACCGAGUCAGUGUGCGGGGGUACAGGUUAGUCUAGGUCAUUUGUACAUGUAGGUAGGGGUAAAGGGACUAUGCAUAGAUAAUAAACAGCGAGUAGCAGCAGGGGGGUCAAUGUUAAUAGUCUGGGUGGCCAUUUGAUUAAUUAUUCAGUAGUGGCUUGGGGGUAGAAGCUGUUAAGGAGCCUUUUGGUCCUACACUUGGCACUCCGGAUACCGCUUGCCAUGCGGUAGCAGAGUGAACAGUGUAUGACUUGGGUGACUGGAGUCUUUGACCAUCUCUGGGGCCUUCCUCUGACACCGCCUAGUAUAUAGGGGCUGGAUGGCAGGAAGCUUGGCCCCAGUGAUGUACUGGGCCGUAGGCACUACCCUCUGUAGCGCCUUAUGGUCAAAUGCUGAGCAGUUGCCAUUCCAGGCGGUGAUGCAACCGGUCAGGAUGCUCACUUGUGCAGCUGUAUAACUUUUUGAGGAUCUGGGGACCCAUGCCAAAUCUUUUCAGUCUCCUGAGGGGAAAGGUGUUGUCGUGCCCUCUUCACAACUGUCUUGGUGUGUUUGGAACAUGAUAGUUCGUUGGUGAUGUGGACACCAAGGAACUUGAAACACUCGACCCGCUCCACUACAGCUCUGUUGAUGUUAAUGGGGGCCUGUUUGGGCCGCCUUUUCCUGUAUUCCACGAUCAGCUCCUUUGUCUUGCUCACAUUGAGAGAGAGGUUGUUGUCCUGGCACCACACUGCCAGUUCUCUGACCUCCUCCCUAUAGGCUGUCUCAUCGUUGUCGGUGAUCAGGCCUACCACUGUUGUGUCGUCAGCAAACUUAAUGAUGGUGUUGGAGUCGGGUUUGGCCACGCAGUAGUGGGUGAACAGGGACUACAGGAGGGGACUAAGCACGCACCCCUGAUGGGCCCCAGUGUUGACGAUCAGCGUGGCGGAUGUGUUGUUGCCUACCCUUACCACCUGGGGGCGGCCCAUCAGGAAGUCCAGGAUCCAGUUGCAGAGGGAGGUGUUUAGUCCCAGGGUCCUUAGCUUAGUGAUGAGUUUUGAGGGCACUAUGGUGUUGAAUGCUGAGCUGUAGUCAAUGAAUAGCAUUCUCACAUAGGUGUUCCUUUUGUCCAGGUGGGAAAUGGCAGUGUGAAGUGCGAUUGAGAUAGCAUCAUCUGUGGAUCUGUUGGGGCGGUAUGCGAAUUGGAGUGGGUCUAGGGUUUCCAGGAUGAUGGUGUUAAUAUGAGCCAUGACCAGCCUUUCAAAGCACUUCAAUUCGACCUAUGUGAGUGCUACGGGGCGGUAAUCAUUUAGGCAGGUUACCUUUGCUGGAGAAGCGAAUUCAUCACUCGAGAGAACGCGUUUCCACUGCUCCAGAGUCCAAUGGCGGCGAGCUUUACACCACUCCAGCCGAUGCUUGGCAUUGCGCAUGGUGAUUUUAGGCUUGUGUGCGGCUGCUCGGCCAUGGAAACCCAUUUCAUGAAGCUCCCGACGAACAGUUCUUGUGCUGACGUUGCUUCCAGAGGCAGUUUGGAACUCGGUAGUGAGUGUUGCAACUGAGGACAGGCGAUUCUUAUGCACUUCAGCACUCGGCGGUCCUGUUCUAUGAGCUUGUGUGGCCUACCACUUUGCGAAUGAGCCAUUUUUGCUCCUAGACAUUCCCACUUCACAAUAACAGCACUUACAGUUGACCGGGGCAGCUCUAGCAGGGCAAAAAUUUGACGAACUGACUUGUUGGAAAGGUUGAAUGUCACUGAGGUUGAAUGUCACUGAACUCUUCAGUAAGGCCAUUCUGCCAAUGUUUGUCUAUGGAGAUUGCAUGGCUGUAUCCUCGAUUUUUUUACACCUGUCAGCAACAGGUGUGGCUGAAAAUAAGCCAAAUCCACUAAUUUGAAGGAGUGUCCACAUACUUUUGUAUAUACAGUGCCUUCGGAAAGUAGUCAGACCCCUUUACUUUUUCCACAUUUUGUUACGUUACAGCCAUCUCCACCAGGAUGGUCUGACUACCCGAUGGUCACUCUGACAGAACUCCAGAGUUCCUGUGUGGAGAUGGGAGAACCUUCCAGAAGGACAACCAUCUCUGCAGCACUCCACCAAUCAGGCCUUUAUGGUAGAGUGGCCAGACAGAAGCCACUCCUCAGUACAAGGUGCAUGACAGCCCGCUUGGAGUUUGCCAAAAGUUACCUAAAGACUCUCAGACCAUGAGAAACAAGAUUCUCUGGUCCAAUGAAACCAAGAUUGAACUCUUUGGCCUGAAUGCCAAGUGUCACGUCUGGAGGAAACCUGGCACCAUCCCUACGGUGAUCAUCAUUCUGUGGGGAUGUUUUUCAGGGGCAGGGACUGGGAGACUAGUCAGGUUUGAGGGAAAGAUUAACGGAGCAAAGUACAGAGAGAUCCUUGAUGAUAACCUGCUCCAGAGCGCUCAGGACCUCAGACUGGGGUGAAGGUUCACCUUCCAACAGGACAACGACCCUAAGCACACAGCCAAGACAACGCAGGAGUGGCUUCGGGACAAGUCUCUGAAUGUCCUUGAGUGGCUCAGCCAGAGCCCGGACUUGAAGCCGAUCGAACAUCUCUGGACAGACCUGAAAAUAGCUUUGCAGCAACGCUCCCCAUCCAACCUGACAGAACUUGAGAGGAUCUGCAGAGAACAAUGGGAGAAACUCCCCUAAUACAGGUGUGCCAAGCUUGUAGCGUCAUACCCAAGAAGACUCGAUGCUGUAAUCGCUACCAAAGGUGCUUCAACAAAGUACUGAGUAAAGGGUCUGAAUACUUAUGUAAAUUAGAUAUAUAUAUAUAUAUUUUUUUUUUAAAUCUAAAAACCUGUUUUUGCUUUGUCAUUAUGGGGUAUUAUGUGUAGAUUGUAGAAUAUGGCUGUAACGUAACAAAAUGUGGAAAAAGUCAAGUUGUCUGAAUACUUUCCAAAGGCAUAGGUUAGGUGUGUAUAUUUGCUUUGUAUAGAUGGAUAUUUGAACAUUAUCUAUGAUUGAAUGCCUAUCUUGCAAAACAAUAGAGGAUCACAAUGGAAAAAGUCUCUAGACUUUUUCGUGUACAUAUCUAUAUAUCUUCAAGUUAUGCUAUAUGUAUAUUUUGCCUGGUGUAACAUUUUUAUGUAUUUUGAAUUGUCAAAAAAAAAAAAAAAAGGAUAGACAAUUGAGUAUGAUGUGGCCUUUGGAACUCCACUUGUAAGUAGUUUUCUGACCUCUCCUUUCUCUUUCCUGUGUGUGUGUGUGUGUGUGUAACAGGUGACACGGACCCUGAGACGGCUGCGUUGGGUUACUUCAUCACGCCGUGCGUAGGAACCCUGAUCACUCUGCUUAGCUACCUCCUACUGCCUCGCUUGGUGAGUGGCUCAGCUCUACAGGACUAGAAUGUAAUAGAACCACUGAUAGAUACCACAGGUUGGGCCUCAGAACAGACCCUGUAUCCCCCAGGGCUGUAGCUAACCAUAUGGCAGUAUGGUAUGACUAUGUUUUAUCUAAGGAAUCUGUGUUCGUGUUCAGGGAAUGUUCAGUCUGUCUCAUUUGGCCUCUGCGCCGGUCUCAUCCAGGAGUUUUCCCAGUUCUACUUGGACAAGAGCAGGAGUUAUGAGGUGGAGACCACAGAUGAGCUGCUGAAAGGUGAGGCUGCUGAAAGCUGUGAGAUUCAUAGUGAAAGAUGUGGAUUAUUUUGUGCUUAUAUAUCUCACCAAUGACCAUCCACUUUAUGUAGGCCCUAACAGUUUGUGGGCACCGUUUGUCACCGUUAUAAUGCAAUAAUGUAUUGUUUAGUGUUGUGUUGUGUAGUGGCUUUGCUGGCGUGCAUCCCCAACAUGUUUUUGUUUUGUUGCCCCACUAAGAUUUACAUGCUAAAAUCGCCACUGUUUACAUUCCAUGAAACUUUUGAAAAAAACAUGCAGGGCUUGACAUUAACCUGUUUAUCCACUUGUCCUUCAGACAAGGAGGUGACUGAAAAUGUUGUUGUUGUUUGAUGCAAGAAACCACUUUACAAAAUAUUAUACAUUAUUAUUCCCAUACCAUUAUUACAGAGAAUCAGACAAAUUAUGCUACCCUCUUCCUAUUGGCUACUUAGCUUAUUCAAGCCUGUCUCAAAAUACAACAUUGCCCCUUUAAGACAAGAAAAAGCUCUUUACCUGACUCAGAGUUUUGUGCUCUUGUAGAAAGAAAUCACUCCCCUAUUGCUGACUACACAUUAUCAAUAACUGGGCUAAUAACUCACUAACUAGCUAAGGAUAUUAACAAUGUGCACACCUGGCUACAUGCAGCUCUCGCUUUGAUCUCAAAACAAGUGCAUCUACUGACCGCUCAUGCUGUAAACAGUCCAGUUCAAAGUAAAUGGCACAGAUCCAUAUAUGGCAAUGGUCUAUUUGCAUAUAGGCCUACUGCAGCUCUGAUUUGGUUAUGCCGCGCCGGUCUGUGUAGAGUAGGGGCUGAGUACUGCGCGUCAAAGCAAUAGAAUCCUACUCGGAUGUGUUCUGCCUACAACAACAUCUCUUUAAUAGUUUUGCAUGCUAAGUCUUGCAUAGUUCGUUUUGUUUCAGUAUGUUGCAUUUAAAGUGGCUAAUAUUGCGUCGAUUCUAUCACAAUUGCCACAGUGAAGGGAAACGUUGAUAGUGUUAACUAACAGGGAAAACUCUCUCAAGCUUCUCUCCAUGGGCUGAUAUUUCUUCUGCUUUCUUCUGUUCAGCUGUCCCGGGGGAGCUGUGCGACAGUCUCGGGCUAAUGCGCGCCCUCGCGCAGCUUAGUGGGAACAUUGGUUAUAUGUAUCAAGUGUCUCAGAGUAGGAGUGCUGAUUUAGGUUCAGGUCCCCCCCGUCCAUGUAAUCGUCUUCAUUGUGAUCUAGAAGGUAAAACUGGUCCUAAAUCAGAACUCCUACUCUAAGACGCUUGAUACAUACAGGCCAUGGUCUGAAUUGAACUGAUUCAACAGAUCAUUAUCCCAUUAGCCCAGUUUAUUCACAUUUAUCCAAUUAGUGCAGCAACCUCUCCCAGACAAAGAGCUGCCCUGUGGGACAUUUACAGAUCAGACACUAUUAAACCACCCCAUCACUCUCCUGUUAACGUCAAUAGAUGUUUCCAUGGAAAUUAACAAAGGUCUAGGAAAGCCUGGGCUGUUCAAUGUCGGUCCUGGAGGGCCGAAAAACACUUCUGGUUUUCAUCCUCUCCUUCUAAUUAGGGACUACAGUAAUUCAGCUAUAGCUUGGUCCAGUUUUUCCUGGUGAGGUCAAGGGGUGAGGCAAAACUCCUGGCGGUAUUCUUAACAGAUAAUGUAGUAGUCUGGUGGGCCACAGAAACUAGUGUCCGUCCCUCCCUCCCUUUAUAGUGACAUCUGCCAUCACUCCCACACACAUUUACCUCUGCCUGUUGAAUGGUCAAUGUUAGGUCAAGUUGACCUUUUUUCCCUGAAAUCUUUCCCCUUCCUCCAGUGACAGAGAGUGUCACGGCGGAGAACGGCAAUCUGUAUGGCGACGCCAAUGACUCAUUGGCCAAUGGGGGUGCCAGCGGCGAAGAGGUGGAUGUAGAGGGGGCUGGGGCCAGUCCCAAGCAGGCCUUCUUAACCCUGGAGCAGGCUGAGGACAGGGAUAGGAAGUCCACCAUCAUGGAGGUGUUUAAAAAGGUAAUGCUGACCUCUGUUGUUACUCAGCUGGCUCUAUAGCGGUCAUAUAUUUAUGGAUUUUUUAUUUUCUAAAUACAGUAUAGAAAGUCAACACCCCCUUUCAAAAUGUUCACCUUUUGUUGCCUUACAGCCUGAAAUGAAAACAUAAAAUCAGACUUUUUCCAGCUUUAUUUACACACGGUAACCCACAAUAUCUAAGUUAAAAAUAAAAAAUUUAAAACUCUGAAAAUUAAUUACAAUUAAAACAGUACAAUACCCUAUUUGGAUAAGUGAACACCCCCCUGAGUUAAUACUUGGUGGAACCACCUUUUGCUUGAAUUACAGCCAUGAGUCUCUUUGAAUACGUCUCUACUAACUUUGCACACCUAGACUGCAAUAUUUGCCCAUUCUUCCUUGCAGAAUUGUCCAAGCUCAGUCAAAUUGCUUGGUGACUGCUCAUGGAUUGCACUCUUCAAGUCAUUCCACAGAUUCUCGAUGGGAUUUAGGUCGGGGCUCUGACUAGGCCACUCAAGGACAUUCACCUUAUUGUCCUUCAGACACUGUAUGGUUGCUUUGGCGGUGUGCUUUGGGUCAUUGUCAUGUUGAAACGUGAACCAUCUUCCCAUUUUCAACUUCCUGGCAGAGGGCUGCAGGUUCUCCUCAAGAAUCUGUCAGUAUUUUACACUGUCCAUUUUCCCUUCUAUCCUGACAGUCCCUGCUGAAGAGAAACACCCCCACAACAGGACGCUGCCACCGCCAUGCUUUACUGUAGGCAUGGUGUUCUUUUGGGUGGGAAAGAUGUAUUGGGUUUUUGCCAGACAUAUCGUUUUGCAUUCAGGCCAAAAAGUUCAAUAUUGGUCUCAUCUGACCACAGCACCUUUUGCCACUUGGCCUCGGAAUCUACAAUGUGCUUUUUGGCAAAGCUCAAACGAGACUUGAUGUUGCCAUUUUUUAGGAGUGUUUUUUUUCUUGCCACCCUCCCAUAGAGGCCAGAUUUUUGGAGCGAUUGUGAUAUUGUGGUCACAUGCACACAUUGACCAGCCUAUGAAAUAAAGGCCUGGAGCUCCUUCAAAGUCGCCAUUGGCUUCUUGGUAGCCUCUCUGAUUAGUCUCCUGCUUGCCCGGUCAUCCAGUUUGGAGGGACGGCCUGAUCUAUGCAGGGUCUGGGUGGUGUCAUACUUCUUCCACUUCUUAAAUGGUCUUAACUGUGCUCCGAGGGAUAGACAAAGCCUUUGAAAUCUUUUUAUAUCCAUCCCCUGACUUGUGCCUUUCCACAACUUUAUCUCCUAGAUCCUUUGAAAGUACCAUUCUGCCCAUAGUGGAUUCUUUGCUUUGAAUUGCACUACUAAGCAGUGGAGUCCUAUAUGAACAACUGCUUUUAUUCUGAACUAGUCAAAGUCACUACAAUUGAUCACAGAUGGAAGCCAAUUAGCUUGAUUUUUGAUCUGGAAGGUGGUUGGUUAUACCUCAGCAAGUUUGCAAUUGCAAUUCUAAGGGGGGUGUUCACUUAUCCAAAUAGGGUAUUUUACUGUUUUAAUUAUAAUUAAUUUUCAGUUAAUUUUUUUAUUACUUGGAUAUUGUGGGUAAAUAAAUCCGGGAAAAGUCUGAUUUUAAAAAAAAAGUGUUUUCAUUUCAGGCUGGUGACAUUUCUAUACCCACUGUAAUGACUCUGGUCUAUAGUUGAGGUCCAAUCCCUACCCUUUUCUGAAGUGUGGACUUGUUCACUCCCCUACAUGGAUUUAAAAGCUCCAGAGUAGUUUAAGGUCUAGAGAGAGCUUCCACCAUAUUUCUCUCUGUCUCUCUUCAGAUAUGGGUGAUGGCGUUCUGUGUAGUUUUUGUCUUCACCGUCACUCUCGCUGUGUUCCCCGCCGUCACUGUGGACGUCAAGACCAAAUACCCUGGGAAAUGGGGUAUGUAUACACUUUUAGAACAAUCGGUUUCGAAAGGGUUCUUCGGCUGUCCCCAUAGGAGAACACUUUCUCGUUCCAGGUAGAGCCCUUUUUGGUUCCAGGUAGAACCCUUUUAUACCUGUAACCAAAAAGGGUUCUUUAAAAAGUUAUCCUAUGGGAACAGCCGAAUAACCCAUUUUAGGUUGUAGAUAGCACCUUUUUUUCUAAGAGUGUAGAUAUGUAUGCUGUAUGUUUAAUAUGCAUGUCAUGAGCCUUAAAACUCCUAUUAAUCACCUCUCUCCCUCUUCCCACCAUCAGAACCCUAUUUCAUCUCUGUGUGCUGCUUCCUCAUCUUCAACGUGUGUGACUGGAUCGGCAGAACCGUCACCACCUUGGUCCAGUGGGUAGGUGUCUGAUCUCAUUUCAUCUCUGUGGAUGAAUGUCAUUUUAUUACACAUUUCAUAGGAUCACAAUGGAUUUGAUUUAUGAUACAACCUAAGUUUCUCAGUGUUUUAUAAUCCUUCACUUUCUUUCCCAGAAUGAAAGUUUUAGUUAUUAGUAUUACAUUUAGUUAUUAUUAUAAAAUUAUUUUAUUGUGUCUAUAAAACCUUGUAUAUCAGUAACAUUUCUCUCUGUAUGUGUACCACAGCCCCCCAAGGAGAGUCGUCUGUUCCCAGGGCUGGUGGUCUCCAGGGUGGUGUUUGUUCCUCUACUGAUGCUGUGUAACGUCCAGAGCCGCUCCUACCUCCCCGUCCUCUUCUCCCACGACGCUGCCUUCGCUUUCAUCAUGACGCUCUUCUCCCUGUCCAGCGGCUACUGCGUCUGCCUGUCCAUGUCCUACGCCCCACAGUGAGUAGAAGUAACACACACACACCAUACGUCACAGUCCACUGUCAUAACAUUAUGUCAGUUAUGCACAUAUUGACUCCUCCAAUCUAAUUGUCAUGGUUUGUCACUCUGUUUAAUCAAGUUCUUGUCAACACUUCUCUCCCACACACACACACUCUGGAAUUCUCUCUGUCACCUGUCAUACUGUUUCUGUCACCCAACCACACUUUCUACCCCAUGCCAACUUCCUUGUUACGACUGUAACACCACAACAAAACCUACUCUAUAUCUGGGGUAUAUUCAAUAGGAACCAAAAGGGCAGAAACCGGAAGGGGCCUACCCGAAUUUGUCCAAUAAGAAACACUUGUUUAGUUUUUUUCAUUGUAAAUCAUUUUGCUACAGUAUGCUUAUGAAUACACCCCUGUCUCUCUCUCCUCUCUCUCCGUCUCCUUCCAGGUUGGUGGCUCCCAAAGAUGCAGAGACGGCAGGGGCCCUGAUGACUUUCUUCCUGGCGCUGGGCCUCUCCAUCGGGGCCGGCCUGUCCUUCCUGCUCCGCCUACUAGUCUAGACACACACACACACACACAC
Molecule: messenger RNA, 21669 nt
Organism: Coregonus sp. 'balchen'
Lineage: Eukaryota; Metazoa; Chordata; Actinopteri; Salmoniformes; Salmonidae
Source: the annotation of a GenBank genome assembly